This is a messenger RNA of Suillus subalutaceus, 3556 nucleotides long. Its product is annotated as glycoside hydrolase family 38 protein. NCBI's taxonomy places the organism in Eukaryota, Fungi, Basidiomycota, Agaricomycetes, Boletales, Suillaceae. The transcript has 27 exons. Gene Ontology annotation, molecular function: alpha-mannosidase activity; carbohydrate binding. The record is from RefSeq and is a predicted model, not a curated record. The coding region runs from base 57 to 3302 and encodes 1081 amino acids. Gene Ontology annotation, cellular component: fungal-type vacuole membrane. Gene Ontology annotation, biological process: mannose metabolic process; oligosaccharide catabolic process.
CCCAGACGUGGGGUAUUUGAGGGACUACAUACUAGUCCGAACAGCUGCAGUCAACGAUGUGCUCACACAGUCAAAACCAGAAGCACUACCCCGAACUUAACUAUGGAUCUGGAGCGAAAUGGAUCAAGAGUUUGACCCAAAACCGACUGUCCACUUUCCUUGGGGGUCACUUCGAAAAUGUCAACCUGUCUUCGGUUCUCUACAUUCAUCACGUCGAUGACUCGAAUCACGUAGAUCUCCAAGUUUGGAGCGCACCAGGUCUUACAAAGCCCUUAUUUCGAGAGGCAAUGAAACAAGAGUUCAAACCAGCAAAGAAGGGUGAUUCAUUUGGGCCAUCUUUUGAGUUUGAUCCUGGCUGCGAAGCUAUGAUCUUCUCCACGGAUGGUGUCCCGCUCCAAGGAAUUACUGGCGGCGGCGGCGGAGAUCGCAGAGUUGAACAUAUCAUUCCGCCUCAGGCUGUUCGUGACGGCCACUAUUCUGUGGUCGUCGAGUCCAGCUGCAACGGCAUGUUUGGCGUGCCAUGGAAUGGCGACACCAUCGCACCUCCAGAUGUAAACUUACUUAGGCAUCUAAUGUGGGACUUCACGACUCUUCGCGAGAUCGUGGACACUGUCGCUGGCAACACUGCCCUUCAAAACAAGGCACUCGUUACAGCUAAUAAAAUCAUGAAUGCAUUUAAAUCUGGAGAUCCCGAGAACGUAAAGCUUAUGCGUGGAAUUGCUGAGGAUGUAUUCGGAAAAGGUUGGCACGCAAAAGGCGACAAGAUAUACAACGAAGGCCCCCCAAAGGCCCAGGUUGUCGGGAUUUCAUACUGCCAUAUCGAUACAGCAUGGUUGUGGCCUUAUUCGGUCACUCAGCAGAAGACAGCGAGGUCCUGGUCCACUCAGAUCGAUUUGAUGGAGCGCUACCCAGAACAUAGAUUUGCCUGUUCUCAAGCCCAACAAUUCAAAUGGCUUGAGGAGCAAUAUCCUACGCUUUUUGAACGUAUCAAAAAGAAAGUGGCGUCUGGCCAAUUCCAUCUCAUCGGUGGUUCGUGGGUUGAGAACGACGGAAAUAUGCCUUCAGGCGAAGCCCUCGUCCGGCAAUUCCUAUACGGUCAACGCUACUUUGAAUCACGUUUUGGAAAGCGGUGUGAGACCGCUUGGCUCCCGGACUCUUUCGGGCUCACUGCGGCCUACCCGCAGCUGAUCAGGGAUGCAGGCAUGAAGUACUUCUUCACACAGAAGUUGAGCUGGUAUGAAAGAAACGUGUUCCCACAUUCCACCUUCAAUUGGGUUGGCAUCGAUGGCUCGCAAGUACUUUGUCAUAUGACGCCCGUCGAUACUUAUACUGCACAGGCAACAGUCGGGGACGUUAACAAGGGGAUCACAAAUCAUAAGAACCUAGAGUCAAACGCUAGUGCCCUUCUGGUCUUUGGAAACGGAGACGGAGGGGGAGGAGCAUUACCCAAGAUGCUAGAGAACCUGCGUCGCAUUCGCGCGACUACCAAUGAACACAGAGAACUUCCAUCUGUUAGUAUGGGAAGUACUGUGGAGGAGUUCUUCGAGGACAUCGAGGAAGAUUCUAAGGAGGGGAAAACACUGCCAGUUUGGAAAGGGGAGUUGUACCUUGAAUUCCAUAGGGGGACAUAUACCUCGCAUGGUUCCAUCAAGAAAGGUAAUAGGAAGUGCGAGAUACUUUUGAGGGACGUGGAGCGCGUAGCUACCCUGACUUCGCUCCUCAAGCCCAAGGGACAUUCAUACGUAUAUCCGAAGCGGGCUAUUGAUGAGUGCUGGGAGAAAGUGUUACUCAAUCAGUUCUUGCCUGGAUCUGCAAUUGGUAUGGUCUAUGAUGACGCAGAUAAGUUAUACGCCGAAGUUCGCGAAGCAUGCACUGGCCUUCUCGAGGACGCAUUCAUUGCGUUUAACGCUACGUCAUUUGCGCGCCACGAUGUCAUCAAGGUUCCUUUGUCCAGAGAUGCCGCUCGCAUGAAAGCGCAAGUUAUUCAAACAUCCGCGGAUGGCAAGCACGGAUAUGCUCUAAUGCACUCGGUGGGAAACAAGGUCAUGUCACAACCUGUGGGCAUGUAUUCGGUUUGUAUGCCUGCAUCUGUGUUUACCAAUGGAACGGAUCACUUCGUCCUCAGGAACGCCAAUGUCCAGCUCACCAUCUCAGAGGGACGAAUCAGCAGCCUGAUUGACGUGAAGCUUGGUCGUGAGCUUAUUCCCAAAGGAAACUCCGGUGGAUUGGUUAUUUUCGAAGAUCGUCCUAAUUACUGGGAUGCCUGGGAUGUGGAAAUCCACCACCUCGAAACUUCUACUCCGCUUUCGUUCUCUCAAGUUCGGGUUAUCGCUGAAGGGCCCCUUAGGGCCGCUGUUCAGACACAGAUUAAGUACGGGGGAAGUACAAUUGAUGUCACGGUGCAAACGAGUACUUAUAACGGAAGCGUAGCGACGAUGAAAGGAAAUUCCCGCUCCUUUUUCAAUUUCGAUGCCGUGGUCGACUGGCGUGAGAGACACAAGUUCCUCAAAUUUGAACUACCACUUAACAUCAACAAUACGUAUGCGACUUAUGAGUCACAGUUUGGUUUCGUUCAGCGGCCGACACAUAAGAACACGACGGUGGAUGCUGCCAAGUUUGAGGUCUGCGGGCACAAGUUCGCAGAUCUUAGUGAAUAUGGAUACGGUGUUGCUUUACUCUCGGAAUCCAAGUAUGGCUUUUCAUGCGAAGGCAACGUCCUUCGUAUCUCCCUGCUCAGAGCGGCCACGGCCCCUGAUGCAGAGCAGGACCAAGGGAGGCACGAGUUCUCAUGGGCAGUCAUGCCUCACGUAGGCUCUUUCCUCGAAUCCGAUGUUCCGAUAGCUGCCUUUAUUUAUAAUUCGCCCUUGCACGUGAGAACUGUUCCUGGACAGGACGCGGGCCACGUUGCCCCAUCUCUCCCAUUCUGGCUUGAGGGCUCACCAAACAUCUUUUUGGAGACCAUCAAGAGAGGAGAAGACGACUUCGAACCGAAUGCUUCCGGCACAACCAUCAUCUUGCGUAUGUACGAAGCGUUUGGUGGACAUGGUUCUGUCAAGUUAUACAUUGGAAAAAACGUGCCUGUGAAGCGCGCGUAUGUCACGAACAUCCUGGAGGACACUAAAGGAGAACUUGGUCUAGUUUCCACGACGGGGGCGCAUAGCACGCUUAAGCUCGAAUUCAGAAGUUUCGAAGUGAAAACCGUGAAGUUGGUGCUGGAAACCAAGAAGUCUGACAUUUCAGGCAUCUCGUCUAUGACAUCUUCGAAGAGAAAUAGCUGGGUCACUGUCGACGAGGAAUUGUAAUUUUAAACUCGAAAUUGGUUGAGUUGAUCUUGUAUGUACUAAGUAUGUAUGUAGUAUCUGUAUGUACAGUACAACUGAGUGAAGUUUGUAACAGUAGGAUUACGUGUCGAUUACAACCUUUUGAUUCAACUCAUAAGUAGAUCUGGUUCCAAAUUCCAGCUCCUCAGGCAUUUUACCAGGCUCGAUGAUACCAUAUACCCCAAAGCACAAUCUGACAGCAUGGGGAUCAGCAUUUACAGAAAGUUAGAUCGAUC